AUGAAGGACAUUCAAGAUAGACAUCGUACUCUUAAGGAAUCAUUCUCCUCCAACCCACGUUCGGUCCGGGAUUCCAAGGAUCUCCUUUCGAAAUUCAGGAAUGUGUUGUCCCAAUCGUUUGAACCAAUCGCAGCUGCAGUCAAGGCGGACUUUAACAAACCACAGCUGGAAUUCUAUGUUGCAGAAUUUGGACAAGCUAUUGCUGAAACGAAUAAUAUAAUCAACAACUUGGAAUCAAUGCUAUCAUCACCUUCCCCUAAAACUGUUCCGGUUACUUUUUCUACAAUGUUUAUGGAGGUUGAAAAAAUUGCAUUAGGUACUGUUUUAAUAAUAUCUCCAUUUAACUAUCCUUUGAUAUUGUCCAUAUCACCGUUGGUUGGUGCUAUUGCGGCAGGUAAUAAUGUGGUUUUAAAAUUACCCUACGAUCAAUUGCCCAACUUUUCUCGUGCACUGACUGAAGUUCUUGAAUCGGUCUUCCCACCAGAGGUGUUAUUAGUAGUUGGUGGUGGUGUUACAGAGUCGACAUAUCUUCUGAAUGAGUGUAAAUUCGACAAGAUAUUUUUUACUGGAUCCACAAAAGUUGGUAAAAUUGUAUAUGAGGCAGCAAGCAAAAAUCUAACGCCGGUGGUUUUGGAACUUGGUGGUAAAUCACCUGUGUUUAUUACAAAAAAUAUUGACCUAUCUUCAAUUGAUGCUUUGCUGGACCGCUUAUUGUGGGGAAAGUUUAGCAAUGCAGGCCAAACAUGUGUAGCACCAGAUUACGUCCUAGUUGACUCGGUUGUCUAUGAGAAAGUUAUGAAUCAUCUGCAAAAAGCAUUUGAAAAGUUUUCCAAGAUAGAUAAUAAAUCAGAUUACUCGCAUGUUGUCAACCAAAGAAACUUUGACAGGCUAAAUGGCCUAAUUGAAUCCACAAAAGGUGAUGUUAUUGGGGGUAGAACUGUCAAAGAGGAUUUAUUUAUAGCGCCUACGAUUGUUUCCAACAUAGACUGGAACGAUCCUUUAAUGUGUGAGGAAAUCUUUGGUCCUAUAUUACCAAUCAUCAAGUACGAUGGUAGCUUUCAAAGCAUAAUUAAAAAGGUAACUGAGAAUCAUGAUACGCCAUUGGCCGCUUAUUUGUUCUCAUCAUCAGAAGAAGAUUUGACCAUGCUCAGAAAGUAUCUGAGAUCAGGCUCUAUAUUGGUCAAUGAAACAUUAAUGUCUGCAGGAUGUUUUGUAACUCCCUUUGGUGGUAUUGGUUCCAGUGGCUUUGGUAAUUACCAUUCCAAGUGGAGUAUAGACACAUUCACUCAUGAACGUGCUGUAUUGAAACAGCCGCUGUGGGCAGAGUUUUUGCUAGCUGAGAGGUACUACCCAUACACUGAGAAAAAGUUAAGAAAACUUAUGCUGUUAUCAAAGAUCCCCGAAAUACCUUUCCAGUUGGUCAAAUCCAUUUUAUUUUAUUGUCUAGUUUUCAUUUGUGGAUAUUUCGUUGGUGGGGUUUGGAACAGUUUUUCUCGAUAA
Pichia kudriavzevii is the source of this 1500-nucleotide messenger RNA. RefSeq lists its product as uncharacterized. Gene Ontology annotation, cellular component: cytoplasm. The transcript has a single exon. Gene Ontology annotation, molecular function: aldehyde dehydrogenase (NAD+) activity. The record is from RefSeq and is a predicted model, not a curated record. Gene Ontology annotation, biological process: aldehyde metabolic process. Lineage: Eukaryota; Fungi; Ascomycota; Pichiomycetes; Pichiales; Pichiaceae. Bases 1 to 1500 code for a protein of 499 amino acids.